Phaethon lepturus (White-tailed tropicbird) is the source of this 1973-nucleotide messenger RNA. RefSeq names its product diacylglycerol kinase iota-like. The annotation marks the transcript as partial. Gene Ontology annotation, cellular component: nucleus. Gene Ontology annotation, biological process: lipid phosphorylation; diacylglycerol metabolic process; intracellular signal transduction. Gene Ontology annotation, molecular function: ATP-dependent diacylglycerol kinase activity. Lineage: Eukaryota; Metazoa; Chordata; Aves; Phaethontiformes; Phaethontidae. The record is from RefSeq and is a predicted model, not a curated record. The transcript is spliced from 23 exons.
AUGCAGAGACGCGAGCAGCUGGUCCAGGGUACAGGUGCCAGCCUGCCGAGCCAGAGCAUCGUGCUAACGCAUCCGUACGUCCUCCAGUGCCAGAGGCUCGACAGCCUGGGCGUUGGCAAGCAGUAUUGCCUGUGGACUUGUCAUGACAACCUGCUGAAAGCAAUCUCCAGGUCAGGCCUCCAGCACUUGGCUCCUGUGCAUUCCCUCAACAUUGCAGUCUCCAAUGGACCUGUGAAGGAACCAAGGGCGGCCUUAGAGUGGACUGAAAAUGCUGUGAAUGGAGAGCAUCUGUGGCUGGAGACAAAUGUUUCUGGGGACCUCUGCUACCUGGGAGAGGAAAGCUGCCAAGUCAAAUUCUCAAAAUCUGCUCUGCGGAGGAAGUGUGCUGCCUGCAAGAUUGUGGUCCACAACGCGUGCAUGGAGCAGUUAGAGAAGAUUAAUUUUCGGUGCAAACCAACUUUCCGAGAAGGAGGCUCCAGAUCCCCAAGAGAAAACUUUGUCCGACACCACUGGGUGCACAGGCGGAGGCAGGAGGGGAAAUGUAAGCAGUGUGGAAAGGGCUUUCAGCAGAAAUUCUCCUUCCAUAGUAAAGAGAUCGUGGCCAUCAGUUGUUCCUGGUGCAAGCUGGCGUUUCAUAACAAAGUCACCUGUUUCAUGCUACAUCACAUUGAGGAGCCAUGUUCCCUGGGGGCUCACGCUGCUGUCAUUGUGCCUCCCACUUGGAUCAUUAAGGUGAAGAAACCUCAGAACUCAUUAAAGACUUCAACACGGCGGAAGAAGAGAACGUCUUUUAAAAGAAAAGCCAGCAAAAGAGGCAAUGACGUAGGUAUUCAAGACAGCAAAGGUCGGCCAUUUGUGAUAAAGCCUAUCUCCUCUCCACUCAUGAAACCACUGCUGGUUUUCGUCAAUCCAAAAAGUGGAGGGAAUCAGGGCACCAAGGUUCUCCAAAUGUUUAUGUGGUAUUUGAAUCCACGCCAGGUCUUUGAUCUCUCUCAGGAAGGGCCAAGAGAUGCGCUGGAGCUGUACAGAAAAGUGCCAAACCUGCGGAUCCUGGCCUGCGGCGGGGACGGCACGGUGGGCUGGAUCCUCUCCAUCCUAGAUGAGCUGCAACUCAGCCCCCCGCCUCCUGUGGCUGUCCUUCCACUUGGCACUGGGAAUGACCUUGCCCGCACCCUCAACUGGGGUGGGGGUUACACAGAUGAGCCAGUGUCCAAGAUCCUGUGCCAUGUAGAAGAUGGGACCAUUGUCCAGCUGGACCGCUGGAAUCUCCAGGUUGAGCGCAACCCUGAUUUGCCCCAGGAUGAGCUGGAGGAUGGGGCACGUAAGCUUCCACUCAGUGUCUUCAAUAAUUACUUCAGUCUUGGAUUUGAUGCACAUGUCACACUGGAAUUCCACGAAUCUAGAGAAGCAAAUCCAGAGAAAUUCAACAGCCGAUUUAGAAAUAAAAUGUUUUAUGCAGGGGCAGCCUUUACAGACUUUCUGCAAAGAAGCUCGAGAGAUUUAUCCAAGCAUGUUAAAGUUGUGUGUGAUGGUACAGACCUGACUCCAAAGAUCCAGGAGCUGAAGUUCCAGUGUAUAGUGUUUUUAAACAUACCCAGGUAUUGUGCUGGCACAAUGCCCUGGGGAAACCCUGGAGACCACAGAGAUUUUGAGCCUCAGCGGCAUGAUGAUGGCUACAUCGAAGUCAUCGGGUUCACCAUGGCCUCGCUGGCUGCUCUCCAGGUGGGUGGUCAUGGAGAGAGGUUGCAUCAGUGCCGUGAGGUGACGCUCUUAACCUACAAGUCUAUCCCCAUGCAAGGGGUGGGGGAGCCAUGUCGACUGGCUCCCUCACUCAUUCGGAUCUCCUUAAGGAACCAGGCCAACAUGGUGCAGAAGAGCAAGAGGAGAACAUCUAUGCCUUUGCUGAAUGAUAUCCAUAAAGUGCAGUCUGCUGACCUGAGGAGAGUCUCAGCUCCCCCCGAUUCCUUCACUGU